UCGCUCGCCGCCAAACAUAUGAAAGUGUAUCAAUUUUACAAAGUGCUCCUUGUAGAGCACAAGUGCAAGCCACGUGUUUUGCGAAUACGAAAGUGAAACUAAGAUUGAGUUUAUAGUUGUUACAAUAGUUUAACGUAACCCCGUAUCGAUGGACGUGAUUAUUUCAUUAUUAAUUUUAAGUCUGGUGUAUGUGCCUUUAAUCAUUGCUGUGGACCCUGAAACUAAUGAAAACAAAGGUCCGGUUGAUAAUCAACCAUUUAAAAACGAUGACCCCGACGAAUUACUAUGUAUCCUUCAAUAUACCUUGGCGCUGCCAAAUUGUGUGUGUAAACGGCAGCAACAAAAGUUCCGUCAAACAGUCAGGCGCCUAUUUAAGAAGCGGAGAGCUGAACAAAUACAAGCUGUAAAGGGCUUACUCACAAUGGAUAGCUAUGAAAAACAAUACAGAAUGAUUUCUGUAAUUGUCGAUAAGUUAUUCAAUGUAAUUCAGAACAGCCGUGUCACACUGGAAAGUUCUGGUUAUGUCCCUGGACUUAGCAGUUUUCCCAAGAAUGAGGAACUGCUUAAUGCUCUGGCCAACAUCCUGGAAAAUACAGCACUGUUUGGAGAUAUUUUACUUCAUCUUCCAGAAAUUUCUACGAAGAUUCUUGACUCCAAUAAUGAAUGGCGUGUUAUGUUCGAAUGGAGCUUGAAUUUUGCAAAUCAGUCACAACUGUUAGACAGUAGUACCAGAAAGCUUAUUGAUCUUGUCAGUAUGGAACUUAAUAUAACUGAGCGCCAUCCUGAUUACAUUAACCCUUACAGGAGGGAAAGUCGUUCAUCAAACACAGAAGAAUAUGUUUCACAGGUUCCAGCUAAGAGGAAGAAGAAAAAGAAAGAAAUAAAGAGAGGCCCACGUUUAACAGGCGAAUUGUGAUAGUGCCUUCGACACUGCAUAAGGGUAACUUUUAAGGUGGACCAUGUAAUAAAACUUGAAGAAUUUUCAUUGUAACUCUCUUUGGAGAUAUAGAAGAAGAGAAAUUAAAUUACUGAUAUGUGAA
Molecule: messenger RNA, 1040 nt
Organism: Schistocerca piceifrons (Central American locust)
Lineage: Eukaryota; Metazoa; Arthropoda; Insecta; Orthoptera; Acrididae
Product: coiled-coil domain-containing protein 134-like
Exons: 5
Coding region: 149-916 (255 amino acids)
Source: RefSeq, a predicted model, not a curated record